This is a messenger RNA of Cucurbita pepo subsp. pepo (vegetable marrow), 771 nucleotides long. The record is from RefSeq and is a predicted model, not a curated record. Lineage: Eukaryota; Viridiplantae; Streptophyta; Magnoliopsida; Cucurbitales; Cucurbitaceae.
ACAAUGGCUGCAGCUGCUACCACCUCCCUCCAUUUCGCUAUGUACCCUUGGUUUGCCCUUGGCCAUCUCACUCCAUUUCUCCAUCUCUCAAACAAGUUAGCCAAAAAAGGCCACAAAAUAUCCUUCUUCAUCCCCACCAAAACGCUUCCCAAAUUGCAGCCCUUAAAUCAAUUUCCUAAUCUCAUUGCCUUCAUCCCCAUCACUGUUCCUCAUGUUGAAGGCCUUCCCCAUGGCGCCGAGACCACUUCGGAUGUCCCUUACCCUCUCCACACCCUCAUCAUGACUGCCAUGGAUCUCACUCAAUCUCAAAUCAACCUCCUCCUUGAAGACUUAAAGCCUCAUCUCAUCUUCUUUGAUUUCACUCAUUGGUUGCCACAAUUGGCUCGCCAAUUGGGUAUCAAAUCAAUUCAUUAUUGUGUCACAAGUGCCGCCAUGAUUGCUUAUACUCUAGCCCCAUCAAGGCAAUUCUCUAAAAACGAGUUAACCGAGGAAGAUCUCAUGAACCCUCCUCUUGGAUACCCUAGCUCCAACAUUAAGCUCCAUGCUCAUGAGGCUAAAGUUUUUGCAUCAAGAAGGAAGUGGAAAUUUGGAAGUGAUGUUCUUUUCUAUGAUCGUCAAUUCAUUAGUUUUAGUGAAUGUGAUGCAAUAGGGUUUAGAACAUGUCAUGAAAUUGAAGGAGAUUUUGUAAAUUAUCUUCAAAUUGAGUUCAAAAAACCUAUUUUUCUAUCUGGGUCAGUCAUACCUGAGCCAUUAACAACACCUCUAGAGGAG